UCACCAUAGCUUGGAAUUGGUGCCAGCUGUGUUAAAGUAUCUGCAGGAAGAUCCUCUAGUGGAAGGAGAGAAAUGCAUUGAAGAGAUUCUGAUGUACAUUGCUUCUGUUGCCAAUGCAAAAGAAGCUUUGAUUGUAUUCCUGGAGAGCUUGAAUUGAACCGCUGUGAAUCAUACUUCAGAGUUCUAUUAAAGCCAAUGCAAACUCUGCUCUUGCGUGAAGUGACUGAAAAGACACGAUCUACCAUGUUUUCUUGGGUGUUCAAUACACUGUAUUCACAUGUAGUAACGCUUGAUGUACCAAAGAACUUCAACUUGGAAGGCGAAGAGAGAAAAUUAUUAGAUCUUCAACCGGAAGUACAGGAAUUAACCAGAACCCUGCAGUGGUUAACCGAGUUUUAUGUUGUGUUUUAUGAGAAAGUCAUAACUGGGGAGCUGGUUUGGGGAGGCAAAGUGAAGAAUUCUAGGCAUUUUCUUGCAUAUUUCCUCUUGCAGCUUUUUGACCGACCUUUCACUUAUCUCGAUGUUUAUUGCCCUGAAGGUGAAGUGGAGAAUUCUUUGUAUCGUACAUGCCAAAAACUUGCAUGUAUGAUUGCUCACCUCUUUGGAAAUUCAUUCAGCCUUUUUGAUCACAUUUCUUGGAAUAGAUCCAAGACAAUUUUAGCUUCUGAUGGGAAAAGUGAUGACAGUGUAGAAGAUAGUGAAGAAGCUAAUGUUAAGGGUGAUGAUGUGGAAGAUGAAGAUAAAGAAUUGACUGAGAAGUCAGAGGGAAGUGAAAAAGACUGUGUUUCUCAGCUGUCGUUAGCCUGUUAUUUUUAUUGCAUACUUAGCCAAAAUAUGGCAAGCGACUUGGUUCCAUUUGUAUAUUCUCAUCAGUAUGUGUUUUUGAAUUGUCUUCCUCUGAUUGGUCACUUACUAGAAAGAAAAGAUGACACUGCUAUUCACAAAGGCCUUAUGUUAUCCAAAACAUUGUUGAAUAAGAUUUUAGAGAGUUCAUUACCCAAUGAGUGUUUAGAAGCUAAAGCACAUUCUUCAUUUCCUCAACUUUUGAUAAGAGUUAUGACAUAUUGUGAUAAUUUAGAAUUGAGAAAAACAGCUUUAGACAUAUUUCGGCCGUAUCUCAGGAAAUUUGACCGUUCAGGUAGAAGAAACUUGUUAAAGUGUCUCCUUGUGUCUGUUAAACAUGCUGGCGUACUGGGUGUAAUUAUUCAUGAAUUGAAAGAAAAUGUCUCUCAGUGUCUUAAUGAGGAAAUGAUGGAUGCAAACUUUUGUGGUCACAAUUUACAGAAACUUGUGUUGCUUGCAUGUUCUUUGCAAGACGGUGAGACAACAGAUUUACUGGAGUGGAGUGACAGUAUAAUGGCAGCUCUGAAUCUCUUGAUAUUCCUUUAUGUACGAGACAGAGAGGACAGGACUUGCAUAAAGAAACUGGUGCCUGUGUUGCAAGAGGACUUCUUGGCAAAGCUUCGACGAGGUCUGGAGCUCUCUCGGGCUCACUACGAGCUGAAGUUGAGGGAGUUAGCCACCCCCAGAAAGAAGAGAGAAAAGACAGAAAUGUCUGUAUCAGUCGGAGGUGUAAUGCUGCCAAACAUUCCCCCAGACCAAGAGGAGAAAAUUCUGAAAACUGCCCUGUGUUCAUUUGAUAUGAUGCAGUGCGUUUUAGCGAGAGUUGAUCAAGUGGUCCAUGACACGUGUAAAGGUUCUUGAAGGCAGGAUAUGGUGCAAAGGUGUCUUGCAUAUUAAUCAUCUAUGAACAUAAGUGAAUGUCCAUUUUUUAAUUUUUGUGUAUUCUGUAAUUACUGAAAAAUCAUUUUCAAGUGUAAACACUCUCAGGAGAUUAAUAUUGUAUUUAGACCUUUAUUGUGAUAUUGUGAAAUGCAUCUUAAUCAAAUUUAGAAAAGUAAUUCUUUUUUACCAGGAAUAAGUUCACUUUACAAAAUCAAUGUUUAAUGAUCUCCAAAUUUAACAAAUUUAAUCAUAUACGGUAUGCAUUUUUCUUUAGCCUUUGUUUCUCUUUGCAUAUUUACUUUUUGUAAUAAAUCUAAUAAAUAUUUAA
Macrobrachium nipponense is the source of this 2053-nucleotide messenger RNA. Its product is annotated as glomulin-like. Lineage: Eukaryota; Metazoa; Arthropoda; Malacostraca; Decapoda; Palaemonidae. Gene Ontology annotation, molecular function: ubiquitin-protein transferase inhibitor activity. The record is from RefSeq and is a predicted model, not a curated record. The transcript has a single exon. Gene Ontology annotation, cellular component: cytoplasm. The coding region runs from base 196 to 1704 and encodes 502 amino acids.